This is a messenger RNA of Nematostella vectensis (starlet sea anemone), 1727 nucleotides long. Its product is annotated as cubilin-like. The record is from RefSeq and is a predicted model, not a curated record. The coding region runs from base 426 to 1241 and encodes 271 amino acids. Lineage: Eukaryota; Metazoa; Cnidaria; Anthozoa; Actiniaria; Edwardsiidae. The transcript has 4 exons.
CCAAUCAACUGAAUGUUCCAGAGGGUCACGGAUUGUUUUUAUAACAUCGUCUCUAAAACUCAUUGAGCCAUUCACACGGUUUGUCUGAGCCGAAAACAACCCAUUUCAUAACAUCACCUCUGACCACAAAAACACUUGAUACGUGAAUGGCGUCUCAAAGUACUUACAGUCACAAAAAAACUCCACAUAAGGACUGUAGCGUGACUCUUAGGAUGUGAGCCGCGGAGCCGCAAGCCAGCACAGACGGAGUGAGGUUUACGAGUUGCGUUAGCGCCCAAAUGAGCAGUGAAUAAUUGUAAGAUGUUACGAUGUAGGGGGUGUGAUUGUUUAACACCAUAAGACCGUGUUUGAAGCGCCAGGAAGGUGUAUUCGUAUAGAAGAAGGCGCUGGUUUGCUCGUCAGCUUGGAGUAGACAGAUCGAGGUCAUGCAUCAGAUAGUGACGGUAUUUUUAGCGGUUGUUUUUUCCCGCAGAAUUCACGCUAGUGAUGACCACCUUUGUACGAUAAACCACACAGCAAUUUCCAUUUUUGCUCGAUAUACGAACCUCGCCUUCGACGAGAUACGAGAGCCCGCGUUCCCUAGUGGCCAUCGCCCUACCGACUGCGCAUGGCAAAUAACGGCUCCCGCUGGUCAUCGCAUCAAAUUCGUCAUUGAUGAGCUUCACCUCAACCACGAAAAAGACCGCCUGACUAUCUACGAUGGUGUAUCGGACACCAGUGCCAUACUCGUGGAUUACGGACCGUGCGCCAAGGGCCGCUUGGUGUUAUACUCGAGUGGUAGUGGAGUGCUUAUCUCACUGGUAUCCAAUAGCAACGCAGCUAAUGGACGGUUGAAGAUACUGUUCAAGUCUCUACCUCCUGACACUAUAACAUGCACAAGUGAUCCUGUGUUGGAGUCGAAAGACUACUGCAACUCGUAUUACAAGCCCAUCAAUAAGUCAUCGGGGCACCUAACGAGCCCAGAAUUCCCCCAGCCCUCCCCGAACAGGCGCUGCAGGUGGCUUCUCACCUCGCCGCCUGGGUACCGAGUUCAAGUCAUCUUUCGGUGGAUCGGCAUGGACUGCCUUGACCCUCUCGAGGUCAGCGACACUAAUAGCGGAACGAUAUCGAAGUAUUGUGGAUGCUCCGAACUCUCAUCGAUCGUUUCAAGCUCCUUGUCACUGUGGAUUCGGUUCCAGUCCCUCACGCCACGGCAGCCAGGGUUUUGGAUAACAUACAGGAGCAUUUGUGAGUGUAUUUAGUAUAUUUUUGUCUGAUAAACCUUGCCCUUUCCAGGGAUGUAUUUUUGUUUUUAUCAGUCAUAUAUGUUUCUAAUAAUCCACAUUUUGUGCCCUUUUAACCAGACCCCUUAGAACCUGUUACUUCUUAGCUGACAGCUUUUUGUAGCCGACAAACUAAAAGCUGCUAGCAAACGAAAAGCUGACACCUUUAUCAUUAUGUAUUUCGCUGCACUGUGCGGACUCAAAGAAACCCUCGAGUUUUACUCGUUUACUGUUACGGCGGAUGGCUACGAGGAGCGAAGCGAUGAGCCUCUAGCCGCACGGCGAGUUGAUUGGCUGGUUGGUUAUAAUUCUCCGAUGGCGCUUUGUGAUUUGUCACUGAUAACACGUGAUCUUGUAACUCGCAAAACCGGACGUUUUUCACAACAAAUAUGGUGGCGACGAGCAUUUCUGAAAGGAAAUCUAUAGAAAACUCUAUUUCAGAAACCCUCUAAUUUCAAUUUUUUU